AUGGCCGGGCACUUGCGGAGAGAGCUGGGCCGCCCCUACCCCUUCCCCGUCCAGGGCCUUCACCUCAACUACCCCCCCGCCCACGAAACCUCCGGCGUCUUCUUGCCCGACGCCUUCAGCGGGGCAACUCCCGGGCAGGCCUUUGGCUUCAAGCCAGAUUAUGGGUCGCAGGGCGGGAUCGUGGAGCCCUAUCCCGGCGGGGGCGAGGUUUCUCACAGCUGGUACCCCUUUCCGGCUGGGGGGGAGGCCUGGAACCCCCCUCCUGGGGUCGUGAUGGGGCCUUACGCGGUCCCUCAGCCCGGGGAAGCCUGCCAGGGAUCCAAGCCUGACAUCAAAGUGGAGCGUGACUUCGACCAGCCGGGCCCCUAUUACGGAGGAGGGCAGCCUUGGGCAGGAGCGUGCCUGGUCCCUCCCGCCGCGGCCCGGCCUGCCUCUUGCAGCAGCACCAAGGAGGCCGCUUCCCCCAGUCCGGACCCCCAGCCCUCCAGCAGCCCCGCCAGCCAGGUGGAGGAGGCGGACAGCGCCGACAGCAGUCCCCGGAGCGAUGCCAGUCAGAGCCCCAGCGAGCAGAUGGCCUCCGAAGAGGUGAAGGAAGAAGCGGCCAGCGGAGAUGAGGAAACCACCACCUCAGUGGAGUUGGAACAGUUUGCGAAGGAACUGAAGCACAAAAGAAUUACCUUGGGCUUCACUCAGGCAGAUGUGGGACUGGCCCUGGGUUUACUCUAUGGGAAGAUGUUUAGUCAAACCACCAUCUGCCGCUUUGAAGCUUUGCAACUCAGCUUCAAGAAUAUGUGUAAACUGAAGCCCCUCCUUCAGCGUUGGCUUCAAGAGGCUGACAGUAAUGAGAAUUUGCAGGAGCAACUGUGCUCCAUGGAGUCGGCCAUGAUCCAGGCUCGGAAACGCAAGCGUACCAGCAUUGAGAACAACGUGCGGGGUUCACUCGAGUCGUACUUCCUGCGCUGCCCCAAGCCCAACCUGCAGGAGAUCUCGCAGAUUGCUGAUGACCUCAGCCUGGAGAAGGAUGUGGUCCGUGUGUGGUUCUGCAACCGCCGUCAGAAGGGCAAGCGCAACCCAGGACCUGGGCCUCGGGAUGAGUGUGAUGGUCCUGUUCUACCCCAAGUGUGUCCUCAUGGCCCACUCCAAGCUCCUGGGCUUGGCCCUGCCCAUCACCAGCUGCCUCCACCGGCACAGGGCUACAACACAACUGCAUUUGCUGCUGUCUACCUGCCCCAGUUCCAUGAAGGAGAUGCUUUUGUUCCUCCCACCUCAAGCUCAGCAGUGAUGGGCCACCCGAUGCAUUCAAGCUGA
Messenger RNA from Python bivittatus (Burmese python), 1308 nucleotides. Lineage: Eukaryota; Metazoa; Chordata; Lepidosauria; Squamata; Pythonidae. The record is from RefSeq and is a predicted model, not a curated record.